UUGUAUUUACGACUUUACGGAAGUCACCUAAACGCAACACGUUACCGUUAAGGCAACUGGCGUUAGGUGCAGCUGUCACAGUUGUGUGUGGGCUUCCAACAAACGGUACAUACUUUUGUUUUAGCUUUAUAAGCUCAGCCAGCAUGGCGCGUGGGCACCAGAAGAUUCAGUCCCAGCAGAAGAAUGCCAAGAAACAGGCAGAGAUGAAGAAGGCCAAAGGCCAUGACCAGAAGACGGCAGCCAAGGCAGCACUAGUGUUUACCUGCGCUGUCUGCAGGUCCCAGAUGCCCGACCCAAAAACCUUCAAGCAGCACUUUGAGAGCAAACAUCCCAAAUCGCCCCUGCCCCCAGAGCUAGAGGGAGUGGAGGCAUAAACAGCUACAGUCACUGGAGUCCCAUCCUGGAUGCCAAACCGAGCUCUUCGAGGCCCUUUACCAAAUCUGCACUUGUCUCAAUCUGACAGGACUGGAUCUGCAAGCCACACAGCAAGCAACAGGUCACUUCAUUUAGCCUUUUGACAGGCCAGGCUGCCUUUUGACACAAUACUUCCACCCAUCCAGUCUCUUGCUCUUUUGUAUAAAUUCAUAGGGGCUAAACCCAAAGGUCGGUUUUGUUUUCAGGGUCAGUGAAAACCGGUAUGAUCCUUGAACAAUACAAGUGGUCAGUUCAGAUUUCUUCUUUCAUUCACACAGAUACAAUCACUCCCCUGAUGUUAUACCACUAGCCACUCUGUUGGAGCUUCUUCAGUAGAGGGCACAUUUAAUCAUAUGUUCAGAAUGAUGUGUUGUACAAAUAUCAGUGUGUCUAGCUGCUAAUUCUGUACAUCUUCAUCUGAAUUAUUCUGAUGAUUUGACCCUGCUCCCUCAUGGCUAACAUGCCACUCCGUCACGUUAUCACUUUAAUAAGGUAAGGGCAAACACACCGUCCCCUUAAAAAGAAAUGAUUUGGCUUGGGUGGGAGAGAAACAGUUUAAUGUAAAUGUUGCUUAAACAUGUUCAUCUAAAUUUGAGGUAUAUUGCCAUGAAACGAAUGGAAAAUGUGAACAAUUUUGGUAAAUUAGUCCUUUAGUUUCCUUUUUGCUUUGAAUGCUGAGUAUUGAAUCAAGAACGAUUUGUGCUGCCUGUCAUAUCAGUUGAAUUCACAGUCUCGUCUUUUCUGAUUUGCUGUAAUCUUUCAUCCAGCUAAUCAUUAAUUUAUAUGGUGGUUCAUAAAAAUGUGAAAUCUUGCCAGCUAUUUUCAAGUUGCAAUAUGACUUCUAAGUGAAGAAAAUUCUACUGGAGCUUAUCAGCAACAUUUCUAUACUUGGAAAACGAAUGUAUGUCCCAAUUAUGUAAUAUAACAUUUUAAUAAAUUUUACUUUGUUUUAUA
Myripristis murdjan (pinecone soldierfish) is the source of this 1368-nucleotide messenger RNA. RefSeq names its product zinc finger protein 706 (gene znf706). The transcript is spliced from 3 exons. The record is from RefSeq and is a predicted model, not a curated record. The coding region runs from base 144 to 374 and encodes 76 amino acids. Lineage: Eukaryota; Metazoa; Chordata; Actinopteri; Holocentriformes; Holocentridae.